Molecule: messenger RNA, 3357 nt
Organism: Aspergillus fumigatus Af293
Lineage: Eukaryota; Fungi; Ascomycota; Eurotiomycetes; Eurotiales; Aspergillaceae
Product: condensin subunit YCS4
Exons: 3
Coding region: 1-3357 (1118 amino acids)
Biological process (GO): mitotic cell cycle; meiotic chromosome condensation; mitotic chromosome condensation
Cellular component (GO): condensed chromosome, centromeric region; nucleus
Molecular function (GO): histone binding
Source: RefSeq, a predicted model, not a curated record
AUGGAGGACAGGAUUCAGUUCGAUAUUAACGAGUCACUCAAAUAUUAUUUGAGCGACCCGGCCUCUGUUCCCACAAACGAUGCCGACCCGGAACUGUUGGAUUGCGAAAGCGACCUCGAGCAUUUAACGCCAGCAUUGAUCGAUAAUGUGCUCAAUCCCAUUGUAGACGCUGUGGCUGAGAGCCCCGAAGCAUUGGCGAGACAGUCUUUUUUUGACUCGCUGCAAUUCCUUCUAAAGUGCGCGAUGGCCCCUUCUUCGUUCUCCGAGUUUCCUGGCCAUGGUGGAACCCUUUCUGAACUUCUGAAUUCCUGCAGAUACUCGUCUUUCCUCCCUACGAAGUCCCUCAGCAAACUCCUCGAUCUGAUAGUGUCCGGGCUGUCUCUCGAAACAGAUAUUAUCCAUGGAGACCUCGAAGCUGAGGAACAGGAUGCUAUCCAGCACCAUAAACAGCUAUUGGAGAUGUACGGCUUCUUGCUUCAAUGGGCUCUCUCUGCUGUGGAAGUCAAAGCGGCAGAAAAGCCCGCGGAGGCUGCGCCUGCUCGGAGAGGUGCAGGUAAAUCGGGAAGGUCCAAGACCAGCAACAGGGACGGUACAUGGGACUGGACAGCGCAGAUUCAGAUAUCCAUGGAGACGAUGUGCAAAGUGAUGAAACUUAAAUUAAGCAGGAUUUUCAUGACCACAUCGGACCGCGACACUUUCAUCAACUUGUUCACCCGUGCGAUUUAUCUCAUCUUGGAGAGCGAGCAACGGGUCAAGAGCCUAGCGAUUCGAAUGCAUGCUUUCAAAGUUCUUUGCAUUGCUUCAUACACUCUUCGUUGCGCGGUUGUUGAGGUUUGCGGCAAUCUAAUUGCGGACCUUAGCAGACAAGAAGAACGCAGUGAGAAUUACAAAACUCAAAUCAAUGCGUUCUUCGAUGUCUUAGAAGAGAGAUUUCUCGACGUCAAUCCCUACUGCCGUUGCCGCGCCAUUCAGGUAUAUAUGAGGAUCUGUGACCUCGAGCAGAAGUUCCCCAAAAGACGACAGGCAGUUGCGGAGCUGGCGGCAAGGAGCUUGGAAGACAAAAGCAGCAAUGUGCGACGCAAUGCGAUCAAGUUACUUGCGAAAUUGGUUUCUACGCACCCAUUCAGUGUAAUGCACGGCGGACAGCUUUCCUACAAAGAGUGGGCAGCUCGUCUCGAGAAUGUCGAUGCGGAACUUAAUGCAUUACGGCCACCUGAGACCCCCGGCUUUGACGGUGGCGAGGCUUCACAUGUCGACAGCGAGCUGUUAGACGACGCGACCCAGAUACCUGAAGAUUCCCCAUCGAAGGCACCACGCAUGACCGAUGCCGAAAAAGCUGCCGCCAUCCAAAGGGCCGCGGAACAGGCAGCGACUUCCGAACUACUUGCACGACUACAGCUGACUAGAAAGUACUACAACGAAGCCAUCCGUUUCAUUGAGGUACUUCACUCCGCCUCAGUAGUUGUCUCCCAGCUCCUGUCUUCUCGAAAUAAGAGCGAAGUCAUUGAAGCCAUGGACUUUUUUGUGGUGCUCGAUGCAUAUAAGGUCGAGACUGCACGCAGUGGCAUCAGGCGCAUGCUGCGACUCAUCUGGACCAAAGGGAACAGCGAUGAAGGCAAAGGAGUCCAAACCCAUCUGAUUGACUGCUACAAGGGUUUGUUCUUUGAUGCGCCGGACUCGUUCGGUCCCAAUGAUGCCGCAAACUACGUUGCUCGGAACAUUAUCAGUUUGACCUUUGGCUCAACACCUGCGGAGUUGACAUGCCUUGAACAACUGCUCAGUACUAUGAUGAAAGCCGGUCACAUCUCGGAUGCGGUUAUUGCGAAGCUUUGGCAAGUCUACGGUGUCCAGCGCAAAGAGAUUUCCAAGACUCAACGGCGGGGUGCCAUUAUUAUCCUCGGUAUGCUAGCCCUUGCAGAUCCAGAAGUUGUAAUCAAGGAGACCGAGGUUAUGCUGCGCAUCGGUUUGGGCAACAUAGGCAGAAGUGAUCUGUUGCUUGCGAAGUAUACCUGCAUUGCUUUGAAGCGAAUGGUGCCUGGACGUCAGGCGAAAUCGAAAGAUGCUGGUAUUCCCAAGCUAGCAAAUGAUCACCCAGUUCUCAGCAAGCUUGCCGCCAUGGUCGAAAUUGUAUCGGACAGCAAAGAGUGGUAUGGGGUGGCAGAGCAAGCCAUUGGAGCCAUAUAUACGCUCUCAAAGCAUCCAGAUGUCCUCUGCUCUGAUAUUCUAAAGCGUAAGACUAGGGCUGUGUUUCAGCCGCAGCUGCAACGGCCUUCUUCCACGGCCUCUGGCGAUGAAGAAGAGCAGCGCCCUGGAACAGCCUCCACUGAUGGUCAAGGCCCGCGGCCAAGGACAUCUUCUGCCGCACUGUCUCAGUUGCUUUUUAUUGUCGGCCAUAUCGCUAUUAAGCAGAUUGUCCACCUUGAGCUGUGUGAACUUGACUUCAAGCGUCGCAAGGCAGAACAGGAGAAGCAUAAGGCUGCCAAUACAGCCGCUCACAAGGACAAUCAGACGGGCGAGGAUGAUGAAUUGGACCUGAUUGGUGGGACGACCGAAGAUGACUUCACGGAGGCUAUGUCUCACAUUCGAGAACGGGAGUUGCUAUACGGAGAGAAUUCUCUCCUGUCGAACUUCGGGCCUCUGGUUGCGGAGAUUUGCUCUAAUAGUAACGCCUAUCCCGAUCGCAACCUUCAGGCGGCAGCCACUCUGUGUAUGGCCAAACUGAUGUGCGUGUCAGCCGAGUAUUGCGAAAAGAAUCUCCCCCUCUUGAUCACCAUCAUGGAGCGCUCAGAGGACCCGACCGUCCGCAGUAACGCGGUCAUUGCUCUUGGAGAUAUGGCUGUUUGCUUCAAUCAUCUCAUCGACGAGAACACAGAUUUCCUAUAUCGUCGACUCAAUGAUGAUGAUGUAUCCGUCAAGCGCACUUGUCUGAUGACACUCACAUUCCUUAUUUUAGCUGGACAGGUCAAAGUCAAAGGACAAUUGGGCGAGAUGGCCAAAUGCUUGGAGGAUGAUGACAAACGCAUCGCUGAUUUGGCUCGCAUGUUUUUCACGGAAUUGGCGACUAAGGACAACGCAGUGUACAAUCACUUUGUCGACAUGUUCAGUCUGUUGAGUGCUGAGCGGAAUCUUGAAGAGACUGCUCUGAGACGUAUCGUUAAAUUCCUGAUCGGCUUUGUUGAGAAGGAAAAACACGCCAGGCAAUUGGCCGAGAAACUUGCUGCUAGGCUGCCUCGAUGUGAAACUGAGCGCCAGUGGAACGAUGUGGCUUAUGCUCUGUCCCUCCUGCCUCACAAGAACGAGGAUAUCACAAAGACAAUAAGCGCAGGUUUCAACAAAGUUGUCACUGCAAAAUCUUGA